Molecule: messenger RNA, 3781 nt
Organism: Pongo pygmaeus (Bornean orangutan)
Lineage: Eukaryota; Metazoa; Chordata; Mammalia; Primates; Hominidae
Gene: SAA4
Product: serum amyloid A4, constitutive
Exons: 4
Coding region: 76-408 (110 amino acids)
Cellular component (GO): extracellular region
Source: RefSeq, a predicted model, not a curated record
UAUAGCUCCAUGGCCAGAAGGUACCAGCAGCUCUGCCUUUACUGAAAUCUCAGCUGGAGAAAGGUCCACAGCACAAUGAGGCUUUUCACAGGCGUUGUUUUCUGCUCCUUGGUCAUGGGAGUCACCAGUGAAAGCUGGUAUUCGUUUUUCAAGGAGGCUGUCCAAGGGGUUGGAGACUUGGACAGAGCCUAUUGGGACAUAGUGAUAUCCAGUCACCAAGAUUCAAACAGAUAUUUCUAUGCUCAGGGAAACUAUGAUGCUGCCCAAAGAGGACCUGGGGGUGUCUGGGCUGCUAAACUCAUCAGCCGUUCCAGGGUCUAUCUUCAGGGAUUAAUAGACUACUAUUUAUUUGGAAACAGCAGCACUGUAUUGGAGGACUCGAAGUCCAAUGAGAAAGCUGAGGAAUAGGGCCGGAGUGGCAAAGACUCUGAUUGCUUCAGACCUGACAGCCUGCCUAAGAAAUACUGAGCUUCCUGCUCCUCUUCUCUCAGGGGAACUGGGCUGUGAGCCACACACUUCUCCCCCCAGACAGGGACACAGGGUCACUGAGCUUUGUGUCCCCAGGAACUGGUAUAGGGCACCUAGAGGUGUUCAAUACAUGUUUGUCAAAUUGAAUUUGUUGAUGGAAACUGGAAACAUUGAGGCAGACUUUCUGGGAAGAAUGGUCAUCUGAGGCCAUAUGGAAGAUAAACAGCACCAUGGCAGAUGAGCCUGUGACUGAGGGGGACCAAGGACUCCCAGCUGGCCUGUAACUAUGCAGGCUCCUCACAUGACCCAAGCCAAGCUUCUCUGGUCAUUUUCGGCCCCAGCUUCCCCUCCUGAGUAAGCCUAAGCCGGCAAAGCACUGACCAUCAUCCUGGGCUUCUGAGUGACUGGAGUCAUGGCUCUGGCACAGCCCUGGGCAGUCUUCCAUCAGUCUCCUCUGUAACUCAGAUCGGACUUCUACCCCCAAAUCCCCACCUCUCCUGGGCCUCACAGGUUAUUUUGUUGCAGUUUCCAGGCCUCUCUGUAUACAGACUUUGUACUGCCCAAUUCAUUGCAUCCUGCCCACUCUCUGCCUCUAGGCCUUGUCCCCUAGUGACCUCUUUCCUUAUGGAGAAGGUACAUUGUGGGCUGAGUGCGGUGGCUCAUGCCUGUAAUCCUAGCCCUUUGGGAAGCUGAGGCAGGAGGAUCGCUUGAGCCCAGGAGUUCAAGACCAGCUAGGCAACAUAGUGAAACCUCAUCUUUACUAAAAACCAAAAAAAUUAGCCAGACAUGGUGGCAUGUGCCUGUAUUCCCAGCUACUUGGGAGGCUGAGGCUAGAGUACUGCUUGAGCCCGGGAGGUCAAGGCUGCAGUGAGCUAUGAUCACUCCAUUGUACUCCAGCUUGUAUGACAGAGUGAGACACUGUCUCAAUAAAAAGAAGGUAUAUUGCUUAGAGAAGCCUAAUCCUAGGAGUUCUAUCCUAGAAACUGCUAUCUUGGACUCUGGUUUAUUUCUUUCUUUCUUUCUUUUUUUUUUUGAGACAGAGUCUUUCUCUGUUGCCCAGGCUGGAGUGCAGUGGCACGAUCUCAGCUCACUGCAAACUCUGCCUCCUGGGUUCAAGCAAUUAUCACACCUCAGCCUCUGGAGUAGCUGGGACCACAGGUGCGCACCACCAUGCCCGGCUAAUUUUUGUGUUUUUAGUAGAGACGGGGUUUUGCCAUGUUGGCCAGGCUGGUGUCGAACUCCUGAUCUCAAGUGAUCUGCUGCCUUGGCCUCCCAAAGUGCUGGGAUUACAGGCCUGAGCCCCUCUGCCUGGCCAACUGUGAUUUAUCUCUUAUCGACACCUGUGCCUCCCCUGACUCAAUUUUUAAUUUGUCCCGCUCAUUUUACCUAAAGAAUGACUCUCCUGUUGGUUUUCCUUAUCUUUAUUCUCAUUGAUUUUUUUUUUUUUUUUUUUUUUUGAGACAGAGUCUCCCUCUGUCAAGCAGGCUGGAGUGCAAUGGUGCAAUCUCGGCUCACUGCAACCUCCGCCUCCCAGGUUCAAGUGAUUCUCUCACAUCACCCUCCGGAGCAGCUGGGAUUACAGGCAUGGGCCACCACACCUGGCUAAUUUUUGUGUUUUUAGUAGAGAUGGGGUUUCACCAUGUUGGCCGGGCUAGUCUAACUCAUGGCCUCAGCUGGCCAAAGUUCUGAGAAUAUAAGCCUGAGCCACUGCACCUGGCUGGCAUCUCAUUGGCUUUUAGUUCAGAUAAAAUUCUACUUCCUGUCCUAAAGGGGAAGUGAGAUAUGUAGGUAGACAACACAGUUUAGUAAGAGCCUCAACAGAAGCACACAGUGGUGGCAGUCCAAAUUUUGCUGGGGUAUGGGAAGUCAGCAAAUAGUAAUUAGAAUAGCUGCCAUUUUUAAUUGCAGUUGCAAGACUGUGCCCUACAGUUUAAAUACUUUAUUUGAUUUAAGCUGCCGAGAAGGCUUUGAUGUUCUCAGCUGGAUAAACUGAGGUUUAGAGAGGUUUGUGUUUAGGACCUUCUCCAAGGUCACACAUGUAACAGGUGCAGAGCCAGGACUGCAGGCUGGUUUGUCUGACUUCAGAACCUGUGAUACACUCAACAAGACCAAGAGGUUCAGCAGUGGAGACCCCUUUCUUCUUCUUGGAUCUCCAGCACUUGGUUUAAAUGGCCAGGUGAGCCCUUAUGCUUGGGGAAAUGCCUGACUUGUUUGAGAACAGGCACCAUAUCUUGUUCAUCACUGCAUGCAUAAUGCCUAGCAGGGUCCAGGCACUCAGUAGUUGCUUUCUGAAUUAGAUUAUCACAUUGAAAACCUAUACUUCAACCCAUAUUACUCUUCACUCUUGCACAUUGUCUUCUUCCUCUUAAUAAGUCAAACUUGUUGAAAGUAUUGCCCGUCUACACACCUUCUGAUUCUUCACUUCUUAUCAUAUGUUAACCCACUCCAGCCUGGUCUCUGUCCCCACAACUUCAGCAAAAUAACUUUGUCACCACUGACCUCCAUGCUGCCAAAAACAAUGAACAUCUCUCUCUUCUCAUAUCAGUAGCCCUGUGAGCAACAUUCAGCGCAGUUGCCUUCCCCUUCCUUCUUGAUAUAUUUGGUCUCUUGGCUUCAUAAUACUACUCUUUCCUUCAUCAGCUCUAAGUAGCAUAAUAUUACCCUCUACCUCAAUUCUCCUUUAUUUCCUUAGCUGGGCCUUUUUUAUCUCCCCAAACUCUGUUCUUCAGACUUGGCUCUGGGCCCCCAUUCUUUAUUUCUCUACUCUCUUUCACAAGUCUAAAUAGUACUUAUAUGUGGAUGGCUUUUAAAAUUAUAUCUCCCCCUGCAAACCUCAUUUCUGAGCUCCAUGCUGGUACAUCCAACUGGCUACUUGACAUAUCUACAUAGCUGGCUUCCAGAUAUCUCAAACUUAACGUGUCCCAAAAUGAACUUGAGUUUUCCUAUCAGAACUCUUCACACUCCAGGUUUCUCCAUUUCAGUUAAUGACACGGCCAUUCUCUCUGUUCCUCACAACAGAUAGGGGAAUGUGUUGAUGCUUCCCUUCAACACAUUUACCCCCACAUCCAAUCCGCUGGACGUGGAUUCCAUCCACAUCUGCUGGAUGUGAACUUCCAAAGUUCAUCUCUAAUCCAUUGACUUCCUCUCAUUUACACCUUCAUGCUCCUGGCUACAUCAUUUCUCAUCUGGGGUACUGCGGUAGCCAUCUAACUAGUCUCCCCAUUUUCUUUUCUUUUCUUUUUUUUUUUUUGAGAUGAAGUCUCACUCUGUUACCAGGCUUGAGUGCAGUGGCACAAUCUCGGCUCACUGCAAC